AUGAACAGCAGCGGACCAGCCUACCCACUGGCAUCUCUUUAUGUGGGGGACCUGCACCCGGACGUGACCGAGGCCAUGUUGUAUCAGAAGUUCUCUCCUGCAGGUCCCAUCACUUCCAUUAGGGUCUGCAGGGACAUUAUAACUCGCCGCUCUCUGGGAUAUGCCUAUAUAAACUUCCAGCAGCCAGCAGAUGCUGAAUGUGCUCUGGACACGAUGAACUAUGACUUCCUCAAGGGUCGACCGAUCAGAAUUAUGUGGUCCCAGCGAGACCCGGGACUGAGGAAGUCUGGAGUUGGAAACAUUUUCAUUAAAAACAUGGAUGAAUCCAUUGACAACAAGGCGCUCUAUGACACCUUCUCUGUAUUUGGGAAUAUUUUGUCCUGUAAGGUUGUCUGUGAUGAGAAGGGAUCAAAAGGUUAUGGGUUUGUCCAUUUUGAAACUCAGGAGGCAGCAAACCGAGCCAUAGAGACCAUGAAUGGGAUGCUGUUGAAUGAUCGAAAAGUUAAAGGGACAUACAGUCUGGAGUCUGGCAUUAUCAUCUCAAAGACUCCAUUUGUGGCAGGCUCUGGUCAGGUUCCCAAGGUUAGGUCAGAAAUCGCAGGAGCCAAGGCUAGUUUCGUGGGUCACUUUAAGUCCCGUAAGGAAAGGGAGAUGGAGUAUGGCUCAAAGGCGGUCAAGUUCACCAAUGUGUAUAUUAAGAACUUUGGGGAAAACUUCACUGACGAGAAAUUGAAAGAGGUUUUUGCUGCGUUUGGGAAGACUCUGAGUGUGCGUGUGAUGAAGGAUGAGAAGGGCGUGUCGCGUGGAUUUGGAUUUGUGAACUAUGCCUUUCACGAGGACGCUCAGAAGGCCGUUAUGGAGAUGAACGGGAAAGAUCUUGGAGGCGGAAUCCUGUAUGUGGGCCGCGCUCAGAAGAGACUGGAGCGACAGGGAGAACUCAAGCGCAAGUUUGACCAGAUCAAACAGGACCGCAUCCAGCGCUACCAGGGCGUGAAUCUGUACGUGAAGAAUCUCGAUGACACGAUCGACGAUGACACGCUCCGGAAUGAGUUUGCUCCUUAUGGAACCAUCACCAGUGCAAAAGUGAUGACCGAUGGUUCCCAGAGCAAAGGUUUUGGGUUCGUGUGCUUCUCGUCACCAGAGGAGGCGACGAAGGCCGUGACUGAGAUGAACGGCCGGAUCAUUGCCACCAAACCGCUGUACGUGGCACUGGCGCAACGCCGAGAGGAGAGAAAAGCCAUCCUCACCAAUAAAUACAUGCAGAGACUGGCUUCGGUCAGGUCCAUGCCCAGCCCCUUGAUCGACUCCUACCAGCAGGCGGGAUACUACAUGACUGUCCCGCAGCCGCCGUCCCGGUCCUACUAUAACCACGGUGCUGUGAAUAACAUGAGGCCGGUUCCUCGCUGGACUGGACAGUCGCCCAAACCAACAGGGCCGUAUUUGCCUCAGUUCAACGCAGGCCCACGUCGAGGAUCCAUUGCUACAGUGAAACAAGCUUCUACCCAAGUGCCUUAUGUCAACACUGGAGCUCAGAAAACCAAUAACAUUGGGACCCAGACUGUUGGAGGGAGGGGCGACUCGGGUCGAAGUAACCAGUACAAAUACUCGACUGGAGUUAGGAACCCACAAGUGGUGCCAGUGCCAGCCCCGCGACAGGGGAAGUCGAUGAUGGAGACUGUGGUUUACAUGACUGUUCAGGACCCUCUGGACGCCACAAUGCUGGCAUCCGCUCCCAUUAUGGAUCAAAAACAGCUUCUGGGGGAACGACUCUACCCGCUGAUCCAGGCUUAUCAUCCAAACCUGGCUGGAAAAAUCACUGGGAUGUUACUGGAAAUCGACAACUCUGAGCUGCUGCACAUGCUGGAUUCUCCUGAGUCUCUUCAUGCCAAGGUGGAUGAGGCCAUUGCAGUCCUUAAAGCCCAUUCAGCAAAAGAUCUGUCUCCAAAGAAGUAG
Molecule: messenger RNA, 1953 nt
Organism: Knipowitschia caucasica
Lineage: Eukaryota; Metazoa; Chordata; Actinopteri; Gobiiformes; Gobiidae
Source: the annotation of a GenBank genome assembly